UAGUCGUCCAAUAGUCAGUGAUUGAGGUAGUGACGAGCGGUUCUCAGAACAUUUAAAUAUGCCACCCCAAAUACGACCACUCUCCGCGGAACUGCAAGCAAAGGCCAAGGAGUACCUCAACGAGGUUCCUGAGCGCAUUGAAGCCGACCUGGAGACAUUGAAGACAUGGAUUGACCAGCAACCGCAUCUUAAUUCUCGCAAAGAUGAUCAAUUCUUGAUCGCUUUUCUGCGCGGCUGCAAGUACAGUCUGGAGCGAACCAAAUCCAAAUUGGAUAAAUAUUACACGUUGCGCACCAAAUACCCGGAGCUAUUUAACAUUACGGAUAUUGACGACCCGAAGUUUCGAGAAAUUCAACGAUUGGGACCCAUUAUCUUCCUACCUAAUCUGUAUAAUGGAGCUCGCGUGGGCAUUUUUAGAAUGGGCGUUACACCAGCUGAUAAAUAUAAAAUAACUGAUGUUAUGCGAGUGGGUCUAGCUAUGCAGGAAUUGUCAAUUUUAGAGGAUGAUGAUGCUCUUAUAAGCGGAGUGGUUUUUAUUAUGGAUAUGAAGGGUGCGACUGCAUCGCACUUGUUUCAAAUGACGCCGGGUUUGGCGAAAAAGAUGACUGUAUUCAAUGAGGAGGCGUUCCCCAUACGACCCAAGGCUCAGCAUUUUGUCAACGUAAUCCCCGGAUUUGAGACCGUCUUCAAUAUGAUUAAGCCCAUGAUGUCAAAGAAACAACAGGGGCGACUCUUUAUUCACAGCAAUAUUGAUUCUCUGAUGGAACAGCUUCCUUUGAAAUAUCUGCCCAAGGAGUAUGGUGGUGAAAAUGGCUCCAUUGAGGAAAGUACUACGAUCUGGGGUAAAAAGAUCGAAGAUCACAGAGAUUACUACAAGGCUAACGCACAAUAUGGCACGGACGAGAAGCUACGCCCCGGAGUUCCUAUUGAUUUUGAGAGCAUCUUCGGUAUAGAAGGAUCAUUUAGGAAACUAAAUGUAGACUAGAAUUUGUCUAUUGUUAGUAUGUAAGAACGGGGAAUUAUUCAAAAUUAUGGUGGUCGGACAUUUUGAUUGGCAUAAAAUUAGGAACAAUGAAAGGCUACUGUGUAAUUUGAGACUUUCAAAAAAUUUUGUCAAAAUAUAUCGAUUAAAAAAGAUGCGAUGGUA
Messenger RNA from Drosophila grimshawi, 1147 nucleotides. Its product is annotated as alpha-tocopherol transfer protein-like. The coding region runs from base 59 to 985 and encodes 308 amino acids. Gene Ontology annotation, molecular function: phosphatidylinositol bisphosphate binding. NCBI's taxonomy places the organism in Eukaryota, Metazoa, Arthropoda, Insecta, Diptera, Drosophilidae. Gene Ontology annotation, cellular component: membrane. The transcript has 2 exons. The record is from RefSeq and is a predicted model, not a curated record.